Messenger RNA from Anas platyrhynchos (mallard), 1683 nucleotides. It is a transcript of the gene GC, whose product is annotated as GC vitamin D binding protein. Gene Ontology annotation, molecular function: vitamin transmembrane transporter activity; vitamin D binding. Gene Ontology annotation, cellular component: blood microparticle; cytoplasm. NCBI's taxonomy places the organism in Eukaryota, Metazoa, Chordata, Aves, Anseriformes, Anatidae. Gene Ontology annotation, biological process: vitamin transport. The record is from RefSeq and is a predicted model, not a curated record.
AUAAAUUCUGGUUUGGGUUUCCCACUGCUGCUUUUUGCACGGGGAGGGAGAGCAGUGGUGGUGGUCACUGUCCCUGCCCUGGCCACAUUGCACCAUGAAGGCGGCUGUCACCCUCCUGCUGCUGCUUUUUGCCACAACCCACGCCGAACACCGAGGUAGAGCAUAUGUCCGGGACAAAGUAUGCCAAGAGUUCAAAACCAUGGGGAAGGACGACUUCCGAACCCUGACCCUCAUCAUGAACAGCAAGAAGUUCUCCAAUGCCACCUUUGAGGAGAUCAGCCACCUCGUGCGUGAGAUUGUCUCGCUGGCAGAGACCUGCUGCACCGAUGGCGCUGACCCCUCCUGCUACGAUGCUGGGUCUUCAGCUCUGUCGGCCAAGUCCUGUGGCCCCGACUCGCCUUUCCCUGCCCACCCAGGGACAGCUGCCUGCUGUGUCCACCAAGGCCUGGAGCAGAAGCUGUGCCUGGCCGCCCUGCAGCACCCACCCCGCCAGCUGCCCCACUACAUCGAGCCCUCUAACGAGGAACUCUGCCAAGCCUUCAAGAAGGACCCCAAGGACUUUGCCGACAGGUUCCUGUACGAGUACGUCAGCAGCUACGGCCAGGCACCCUUGCCUGUGCUCCUGGGCUCCACCAGGAACUUCCUCUCCAUGGUCUCCACCUGCUGUAUAUCCUCAGCACCCACCGUCUGUUUCCUGAAGGAGAAACUGCAAAGAAAAACCCUCUCCCUACUCACGCUGAUGUCAAACAGGGCUUGCUCCCGCUUCACGGUAUAUGGGAAGGACAAAGUGAAGUUCAGCUACCUGACCAUGCUUGCCCAGAUGAUACCAAGCGCUUCAUUUGAGGACCUUUCUCCUCUGGCAGAGGACGCAUCUGAGGUGUUUGCCCAGUGCUGUGACUCGGUGGCUGAGGACUGCAUGCAGAAGAAGUUAUCAGAGCACACUGCGAAGGUCUGUGCUGCACUGUCGACCAAAGAUGAAAGGUUUGCCGACUGCUGUGCAGGAAAAGACCUUAUGCAAAACUACUUCUGCAUCACCGCCUUGAAACCAGCCACAGCCCCCAAAUUGCCUGAGCUGCAGAAGCCGACCAACAAGCACUUGUGUGGUGACGAUGGGGCCCUCCAUGCCAGAAGGUACAUGUUUGAACUGUCACGGAGGCACACCAAUGUCCCUGACGUCUUCCUUGGCAAACUGUACGAUGCAUCUGAAAAUGUCAUCAGGGAGUGCUGCUCUGCCAAGGACUCCUCUGCCUGCCUUGACAGCAAGCGACAGCAAGUGGGAGCAGAGCUGCCCACCUUCCUGGAAAACACCAACCAGUUCUGUGGACAGUACAAUGAGAUGAAUUUCCUUGACUUCAAGAAGAGGCUGAGGGACAGCAUGAAGAAGACUAUGCCAGAAGCCAGCCCUGAACUGCUGACACAGCUGGUGGAUCAGAGAGCUGAUUUCGCUUCCACGUGCUGCCCAGCAAACUCACCACCUCUUUAUUGCGCUGCACAGGUGACCGCAUACCUGGAAAGUGCAUGCAAGCAGGAUUCCUGUGCGCUGAUUUAGGUGUGGAACAGCAAAAAACAAGGCGGGGGGUCCCACUGGAGGAUGCUGUUUCCUGAACAGCAGGGAAAGGAAGCAUCCAGCUUGUAUCCUCCCCAGCUGAUACAUCACUGCAGCCAUAAUAAAGAUAUUAAAAA